GGUGCCGCGGCGUGGGUCUUCCCGCAGCGAUGGUGCAGGACCCGCGGGGGCGGCCGGUGGCGGAGCUGCUGCUGCAGGCGGGGCCGGCCCACAGCAUCCUCUGCCUCUGCUCCCGCGCCUUCGUCGAAGAUCGAAAAUUAUAUAAACUGGGAUUAAAAGGAUUUUAUGUCAAAGAUGACAAUGACAGUACAGGGGAGGAACAAGCGUCUGAAGAGGAGAACCGUUGUCCCAAUGCGACAUUAAAGGUGGAUAUUGAUCAUGCUCUUGACCUGGAAGAAGUUGAGCUAGACUCGGAGGCAGAGCUCAUGAAGAGCAUGGGAUUGCCUCUUCAGUUUGGUGGGCAGUCAGCCCACAGGGACUUCGUGGCAACAGAAAAUUACAGAAAGAGAAGUAAAGUGAAGAUUAUGAAAAAGAAAAAGAAGAAAAAAGAGUUAAAGCAAAAACACGAGGAUAAAAUGGGGCAGGAAUGCCAGGAUCGAGCCUGUGGUGAUCAUAUCCAGUCCGUUUCUGGUGAGCUGGCCUUAGCUGCAGAGCAAUGUGAGAGGAGCAGCAAACCUCAGGAAGUAACUGAAGGGAACUGUGAAAGUUCAGAAAGUCUUGCAAAUGAGGCUUUACACAGUGAACUUAAAGAAAAAUGGGAGAAGUACUGGAGUGAGUACGGAGAGGGCCUUCUUUGGCAAAGUUGGCUGGAGAAGCAUCAAGACGUAUCCUUGUCUGAGGCCACCACAGCUUCUGAGCCUUGGAAUAGUCCAGACACCAGGGAAGAGUGGGAGCAGCAUUAUAGCGAACUGUACUGGUAUUACUGGGAGCAAUUUCAGUACUGGACAAGUCAAGGAUGGACUACUGAGAGCUCGCACGGUGACAAUGUGGAAGCUAAUGGGGUUACCCAGGAGACAGGUUUUUCGGGGAAAAUGGACUUGGUUAGCCCAGGGGCUGAAGGCAGUGAAGUGCUGAGCUUGCAGCCGUCUCCCUCUGUCACCAGAAGCGAGGAAACACUCCCUUCAAGUGCUGAGCCCCACAGUGAAAUUAUCUCUGGGAUUUGUAAUUUAAAUCUGAAUCAGGAGGAAGUGGAGCCGAGCAGUGCAGCUCUAACAGUAGCCCACCAAGGUCCUCAGGAACAUAGUUCGUCUGAUGGUGAAAGGCAGAAGGAGCCCUGUGAUGGAGGAAACAGGAAAAGGAGUGCAUCUUGUGAAAAUAAAAGUAUUAACCAAUCAGGUUCACAGGGGUCAUGUAGCUCAAAUUCAAAUGACAAAGAACAGUUGCUUCUUCAUGACCAAGAUGAAGAUGAGGACGAAGAGCCUCCUGAAUACAGACAUGCCAAAGUCAAGCGAAGCCAUGAACUGGAUGUGGAUGAGAACCCUGUGGAAGAUCCUGAGGAAACCUGCUCUGUCUUGGGUUUCAAGUGUGGCACGGGACAAAAGUAUGGUGGAAUUCCAGAUUUCACCCACCGAAGCGUGCAGUACUUGGAGAAAAAAGCAAAACUCAAGUCCAGAUUCUUGGAUAUGCGUAAACCAAGGAAGAGCAAAAACACCCACAUCUUCUUUACAGAGGGAUCUGAAACAUCGUUCAAGAAAAAUAAAACUUUGAAGAAGGUGGAGGAGUUCCUGAAGCAGGUUAAUAAGCCUGGGGAGGAAGCCCCAUCCCAGACAGCCUCACCUCGCUCGAAAGUGGAAGCGUCGUCCUCGAGCAGCGACUCAGAAGAUCAGGAAGGUGUUAUUGCCAUGCAGACUGUGACACUGAAUGCUGAAAACCAAAACCCACCAUCCUCCAGCGUGGCCUUCACAGAACCUGGAGGGAGUAACCUUGAGGAGGAGGCGGGGGACGCGGCAGCGAGCGGCUCCGAUGGCCGGGGUGCGGGGAGGCAGCUGGUCCCCCUGGAUAUUCCCGAUUAUCUCCGGGUAGAGACAGAGGAUGUCAGCCAAGCUGCGGAUGAAAAAAUUACCAUGAAGAAGAAGGAGAAAAAAAGGAGGAGACGGAAUAGGAUUGCUCUGGGAGCUCUACCUGCCGAGAUUGCUGCUGAUCCAGAGCUGGCCAAGUACUGGGCACAGCGCUACCGGCUCUUCUCGCGCUUUGACGAGGGAAUCAAACUAGACAGAGAGGGUUGGUUUUCUGUUACUCCAGAGAAAAUAGCUGAGCAUAUUGCCCUCCGCGUUAGCCAGUCGUUCAACUGCGAUAUCAUCGUGGACGCGUUCUGUGGGGUUGGAGGAAAUGCCAUUCAGUUUGCACUGACCUCCAAAAGGGUGAUCGCUAUUGAUAUUGAUCCCGAGAAGCUCAGUCUGGCGCGCAACAACGCUGAAGUCUACGGUGUGGCAGAUCAGAUAGAAUUUGUGUGUGGGGACUUCAUGGUGCUGGCUGCUGACCUGAAAGCAGAUGUGGUGUUCCUCAGCCCACCCUGGGGGGGCCCUGACUACGCCACUGCCGAAAUCUUCGAUAUCCAAACCAUGAUUUGCCCAGAUGGAUUUGAAAUUUUCAGGCUCUCUAAGAAGAUCACCAAUAAUAUUGUGUAUUUUCUACCUCGGAAUGCUGACAUUGACCAGGUGGCUUCCUUAGCAGGGCCAGGAGGGAAAGUUGAAAUCGAACAAAAUUUUCUCAACAACAAGCUGAAGACAAUAACAGCUUAUUUUGGUGAUCUAAUAAGGCAUGACAUCUCCUGAACUCGGUGUGGAUUCUUCUUAACCUCCCCGACUGCUGCACUGCUUAAGCUUUUGUACAGCUGGCUGGUCAACAAUGACUUAAAGCCAUUUUCCACUUUAAUUUCUGUUUACAGAAACGUGUUCUGUUUAUUGCUGCCGUCAAUAAAUGUUUUAUAAUAAUUUUCA
Calidris pugnax (ruff) is the source of this 2819-nucleotide messenger RNA. It is a transcript of the gene TGS1, whose product is annotated as trimethylguanosine synthase 1. The transcript has 13 exons. The record is from RefSeq and is a predicted model, not a curated record. Gene Ontology annotation, molecular function: RNA cap trimethylguanosine synthase activity. Gene Ontology annotation, biological process: 7-methylguanosine RNA capping; 7-methylguanosine cap hypermethylation. Bases 30 to 2654 code for a protein of 874 amino acids. NCBI's taxonomy places the organism in Eukaryota, Metazoa, Chordata, Aves, Charadriiformes, Scolopacidae. Gene Ontology annotation, cellular component: nucleus.